GACCGUUGGCCCUUGGCCGCGGACCGCGUGGGCCGAUAACUUUGCCAGACGAGACUUGUUUUCCCUGGGCAGUUGGAGGGUCUCGCGGCUCCUACCCUUUCUCGGAACGAAUCAUUUUUAAAUUUCUCGUUAGAAACCGAGUCGGCGCCGGCAACCUUUGGGUGAAACGUAAUCAGCCCGCGACUCUGCCUUCCUUCGUGGUCACGGGCACCAGCUAGGCCGCUAUUAUUUCGCAAGGCAGAAGAGAAGAGGCAUCCUCGCGAGGAGACGAGGAACCUCGGGGGAAAAUCCUUUUGUGGCUUCAAGUGUCUAAGCACAUUAGAGUCAGGAACGGCGCCCUCCAGCGUCCGCCAUUUUUGUGGCGUCGCCGCGUCACUGCUGCGCCAUCCCCAGCGCAGCCACUCGCCACCGCGCUCCUUUCCCAGUGUUCCCCGGCAGGGCGGCCCAUGCGGUGACGCCGCCUGGGCGCCCGGUACGCCGGGAGUUGUAGUCCCGGUGGCACAGCCUUGCAGAGUCUCCGGAAGUGGAGGCGUGAGCGACGGGGCAGCGCCUGCUUGGGGUAGCGGGACUGCAGAAGCUGGGCGCCACUGCCGGGCCGGUCAUGAACGGGCCGGCGGACGGUGAAGUGGACUACAAAAAGAAAUACCGGAAUCUGAAACGGAAGCUCAAGUUCCUCAUCUACGAGCACGAGUGCUUCCAGGAGGAGCUGAGGAAAGCGCAAAGGAAAUUACUGAAGGUGUCCCGGGACAAGAGUUUCCUCCUAGACCGACUUCUGCAGUACGAGAAUGUGGAUGAAGACUCUUCAGACUCAGAUGCCACUGCAUCAUCAGAUAACAGCGAGACCGAGGGGACACCCAAGUUGUCUGACACACCGGCCCCUAAGAGGAAGAGAAGCCCUCCGCUGGGGGGGGCCCCCUCUCCCUCCAGCCUCUCCCUGCCUCCUUCAACAGGGUUUCCCCUUCAGGCCUCCGGGGUUCCCUCCCCAUACCUGAGCUCGCUGCCCGAGCCCAGCCCCCUGAGGCCCAAGCGGGAGAAACGGCCCCGCCUGCCCCGGAAACUCAAGAUGGCGGUGGGGCCCCCUGACUGCCCUGUGGGAGGACCGCUGACCUUCCCUGGCCGGGGUUCUGGGGCUGGGGUCGGGACAGCCCUGACCCCCCUCCCACCCCCCAAGAUGCCCCCCCCUACGAUCCUGAGCACGGUCCCUCGGCAGAUGUUCAGCGACGCAGGUAGCGGGGACGAUGCCCUGGAUGGGGACGAUGACCUGGUGAUCGACAUCCCGGAGUGACCGCGACAUCAUGCCAUGCCCACCACAGCCCUGCCCGGCGCCCUCCCUGUGCCAGCACACACGAGCCCAGCUUCCUCGGAGGUGUUUAUUGACGCCCAGCUGCCAUGCUCCGGCCACUGACACAACCAGAAAAGGCGUAAACAUGCACGGGUGUCCCCCAGGAGGGUGGCAAGGGCCCUGCCUUCAAACUCUGGCCCCCUCCAGGGGACAGUUAUUUAAACGAGUGGCCGGGAGCAUCUGCCCCCUGCUGGGGAGGCAGAGACCCUGCGAUGGCCACCCCUUUAAAAGGGCAGCUGUACAGGGCUAGGUUUUUGCAAUGAAGUUUCUGUAUUAAAGGAGUGGCUCUGGG
Molecule: messenger RNA, 1634 nt
Organism: Mandrillus leucophaeus (drill)
Lineage: Eukaryota; Metazoa; Chordata; Mammalia; Primates; Cercopithecidae
Gene: INO80E
Product: INO80 complex subunit E
Exons: 7
Coding region: 602-1285 (227 amino acids)
Biological process (GO): chromatin remodeling
Cellular component (GO): nucleus; Ino80 complex
Source: RefSeq, a predicted model, not a curated record